Molecule: messenger RNA, 777 nt
Organism: Ostrinia nubilalis (European corn borer)
Lineage: Eukaryota; Metazoa; Arthropoda; Insecta; Lepidoptera; Crambidae
Gene: vito
Product: nucleolar protein 12
Exons: 3
Coding region: 83-757 (224 amino acids)
Cellular component (GO): nucleolus
Molecular function (GO): rRNA binding
Source: RefSeq, a predicted model, not a curated record
UGCCGUGCGCGUGUGUGCGAGUUUUGUUUGAGGUUAUUUUGUUAGUGUUUUUGAAUAAAAACAAUACUGAUUACCAAUAACUAUGGGUAAAAGGAAAAACAAGAACCAAGAUCGGAAGAAGAAGAUCAGUCUGGUGUUCGACGAAAAUAAAAGAAAAGAAUUUCUGUGUGGAUUUCGGAAGAGAAAACUCGAGCGUAAGAAGAAAGCCCAGGAGGAACUACAGCGAAUGCUGAAAGAAGAGAAAAGAAGAAUAAAACAAGAAAACAAAGAAUCAUAUAAGAAGUUGAUUGUAUCAAGCAGACCCAUCCCUGACAUCGAACAGUUACUUCAAGAGGAAUAUGAGGAUGACGAUGUAAAUGUUAAGAUAGUUGAGCUGUCUGCAGACACCCUGCAAAAAAGAGAUCUAGUUAUAGGCCAGAACACACCUAAGGAAACUAACAUAAAGAAAGAUACCCCCAAAAAGAAAGAAAAAGUGGCUGAAAAUAUUCCAGGGAUGGGUUCUGAUGAAGAAAGUGCUGAGGAAGAGUCAGAAACAGAAGAAAAUGAGGAUGAAAACACAAAGACUAAGAAAGAAAUAAAAAAAAUGCUGAAAAAACAAGCCACAAAGAAAAUACAGAAAAGCAAAGUAUUCCAAAUGAAAAGCAAACUUGAUAGGGUAAAAAAUAAGAAGAAAUCUCAGCAGAAGAAGGGACUAAAAGCUAAGGUUGCACCACGUAAAGAUAAAUCUAAGAAAAAGAUUGGAAGACGAAAACAUUAAUCAAUACACAUUUGAAUGUU